AUGAAAAUACUUGUCGCUGGCACUCCAGGAGUCGGAAAAACAACCCUAUCCAAGCAGAUUGCACAGAGAGUAAAUAUAGCACACGUUGAUGUUACUCGAUUUGUCAAAGAUAAUAAGUUGUAUGAAAGCUUUGAUGAAAAAUUAGACACUCUUGUGUUUGAUGAAGACACAGUUGCAGAGCAUCUAAAUAACCACCUCAAGCUACAGAAUUGCUUCAUUGUCGAUACACAUUCUCCUGUGGUUGUCGAAGAUAUUGCAUUUGAUUAUAUUUUUCACGUUGUCUGUGACAUCGGUGAAAUUGGGAAAAGAUUAGAAUUGCGCGGAUAUUCCGAAUAUAAAAUUCAAAAGAAUAUUGAAUGUGAAAUAUUUAAUAUGAUAGGAGAGGAACUAGAAGAGACAUUUGGUGGUAAAAUCUACAAAAUUAAUGGAUCCGAGGUGCCAAACGACGAUGCCAAAUACGCCUUUGAUGAUGUCUUUAAGAUAUUAAACUGUUGA
Molecule: messenger RNA, 495 nt
Organism: Vittaforma corneae ATCC 50505
Lineage: Eukaryota; Fungi; Microsporidia; Nosematidae
Exons: 1
Coding region: 1-495 (164 amino acids)
Molecular function (GO): ATP hydrolysis activity; ATP binding; AMP kinase activity
Source: RefSeq, a predicted model, not a curated record